UCUCUCUCUCUCUCUCUCUCUCUAUCUCCCUCCCUCUCUCCAAACACUCCUCACACAGACUGUUUCUUGUCUCUCCUCUGCUGUUUCUCUUCUUUUCUUUGCUUUCUGAGAAUGUAAAACACUGAAAAGCUAAAAAAAUUAGCUCUUUAUCUUCAAAACAAAAAAGACCAAUACAUGGCUUCCCAUAGCGUUGUUUCACUGUUCUUCAUCUACAUUUCUUUGUUCUCGAGCCUCUGUUUAGCUGACGAUCCAUUUGUUAGCUACGAAUUUGUGCUCUCUUACAUUACAGCUUCUCCUUUGGGUGUUCCCCAACAGGUUAUUGCUAUUAAUGGUCAUUUCCCAGGGCCUGUCAUUAAUGUGACUACUAACAACAAUGUAGUUGUCAAUGUGAGGAACAAAUUAGAUGAGGACCUUCUCAUAACUUGGGCUGGUAUUCAACAGAGGAGAAGUUCUUGGCAAGAUGGGGUACUCGGCACGAACUGUCCAAUUCCUCCAAAGUGGAAUUGGACUUACCAAUUCCAAGUGAAGGAUCAGAUUGGGAGUUUCUUUUACUUCCCAUCGCUCAAUUUCCAAAGGGCAUCUGGAGGUUAUGGUGGUUUUAUUAUUAACAAUAGGGAUAUAAUUCCAAUUCCUUUUGCAACCCCAGAUGGGGAUAUCACGAUUUUGAUUGGUGAUUGGUACACUCGAAACCACACGGCUUUGAGGAGAGAACUUAAUGGAGGGAAAAAUCUUGGGAUGCCGGAUGGUGUUCUUAUCAAUGGGAAAGGCCCCUAUAGAUAUAACACUACACUUGUUCCUGACGGCAUUGACUAUGAAACAAUUGAUGUUCACCCUGGCAAAACAUAUCGCAUUCGUGUACACAAUGUUGGUGUGUCAACUAGUUUGAAUUUCAGAAUUCAGAACCAUAACCUGCUUUUAGCGGAAACAGAGGGAUCAUAUACAGUGCAACAAAAUUACACUAGCUUAGAUAUUCAUGUUGGACAGUCUUAUUCUUUCUUGGUAACCAUGGAUCAGAAUGCAAGUUCUGAUUACUACAUUGUAGCAAGUGCUAGGUUUGUGAAUGAAUCACUCUGGCAAAGAGUUACUGGUGUUGGUAUCUUGCACUACUCAAAUUCGAAAGGGAAGGCAUCUGGUCCCCUUCCGGACCCACCAAAUGAUCAAUUCGACAAAACCUUCUCAAUGAACCAGGCUAGAUCCAUCAGGUGGAAUGUGUCAGCCAGUGGUGCUCGCCCCAACCCACAAGGCUCAUUUAGAUAUGGCUCGAUCAAUGUGACUGAUAUUUAUGUGUUGAAAAACAAGCCACCAGUGACUAUCAAUGGGAAACUGCGAACAACACUCAGUGGGAUCUCAUUUGUCAAUCCCGCCACACCAAUCAGGCUUGCCGACCAAUUCAAAGUAAAGGGAGUGUACAAGCUUGAUUUCCCCAAUAGGCCAAUUACAGGAUUACCUAAGAUGGAAACGUCAGUCAUCAAUGGUACAUAUAGGGGAUUUAUGGAAAUUAUCCUGCAAAACAAUGAGACUAAGGUGCAAAGUUAUCAUAUGAGCGGAUACGCCUUUUUUGUGGUUGGAAUGGAUUAUGGUGAGUGGACAGAGAAUAGCAGGGGCACAUACAAUAAGUGGGAUGGUAUUGCUCGCACCACAACACAGGUUUUCCCUGGGGCAUGGACAGCAAUCUUAAUCUCACUUGACAAUGUUGGAGUUUGGAAUUUGAGAACAGAAAACCUUGACUCAUGGUAUCUGGGUCAAGAAACUUAUGUCAGGGUUGUGAAUCCAGAGGAAACUAACAAAACCGAGUUGCCCAUGCCAGAUAAUGCUCUUUUCUGUGGUUCCCUCAGUAGAUUGCAGAAGCCAGAAGACAUCUCUUCAGCAACAUCAAUCUUGGGUAGUAGAUCAAAACUGUUCAUGAUUCUGGUGACGAUGAUAUAUGUUGUAAUUUCCAUUUUCUGCUAAAACUUUUUCAAUGGGGAGCCUGGCUUGCUUUAGUGAGGUGUUUGUGGUUGUGAUUUGUGAGUGGUUAGGUUUGUGUAAUUGUAGGUUUGUUGAUAUGAAUCUUCAGUAAUUUUGAUGGACAUUUUUCUUUUUCCUUUUCCUAUGUAGUAAAUGCUCCCAAAGAUCCUAGUUCAAUUUAUUGGUAUUUAUCAUUCUUUUAUGACCCUA
Camellia sinensis is the source of this 2157-nucleotide messenger RNA. RefSeq names its product monocopper oxidase-like protein SKU5. NCBI's taxonomy places the organism in Eukaryota, Viridiplantae, Streptophyta, Magnoliopsida, Ericales, Theaceae. Gene Ontology annotation, molecular function: oxidoreductase activity; copper ion binding. The record is from RefSeq and is a predicted model, not a curated record. Gene Ontology annotation, cellular component: plasma membrane.